Molecule: messenger RNA, 1394 nt
Organism: Cherax quadricarinatus
Lineage: Eukaryota; Metazoa; Arthropoda; Malacostraca; Decapoda; Parastacidae
Source: RefSeq, a predicted model, not a curated record
GUGUUCUUAUGUUGUGACAGACGGGAUGGUGUGGCUGGAGGACGGUUACGUGAAGGAUAGACGGGUGUUCGCACAGGUGGUGAUGACUUACCGUUAUGGACGAGAGGAAGACGAAGUAAUGGGCCUUACCUUCGCCAGGGAGCUGGUGGUAGCUUCUACCCAGGUCUACCCACCUACCAGCCUAUCUGCAUCACUUACCAGCCUACAGGAACGACUACAGAAGAAGUUGGGCAUCAAUGCCUUUCCCUUCCACCUGGAGAUGCCCAGGAAUGCCCCAGCAUCCGUCACCAUACAACAAGGCCAGGAGGAGAGUGGGCGGGCGUGUGGUGUACACUGGCAGGUACGAGUGUUCGUGGGCAGCACCCAGGAUGAGCAGCCUCACCGUCGUUCCUGUGUCAGACUCCUCGUCAGGAGGCGGCAGUACGCUCCAGCAAAACAAGGUCGACAGCCCAUGGUGUCGUGUACCAAAGAGUUUCUUCUCUCUCCUGGUAAACUUCACCUCAAUGUCAUCCUUGACAGGCAGAUCUACUACCACGGCGAGGCAGUGAACGUUCAGGUGAACGUGAUCAACAACUGCAACAAGCAGGUGAAGAAGGUGCAGGUGUGUGUGGUGCAGGUGUGUGAUGUAGCUCUGGGCACCACUGCAGAUAUACGCAACACCAUCGCUACUAUACAGUCACAGGAAGGGUGCCCAGUGGUACCCGGGUUUUCGCUGGGGAGGACCUACCACCUGUGUCUACACCCCCAGGGUAAACACCAGCGUCGGGGUCUGGCACUCGAAGGUCAACUGAAGGUUGAGGAGACUAGCCUUGCUUCAUCCACCCUGUUCACGCAUCCUGGGGGCGGGCAACACUUCGGUAUCGUGGUGUCUUAUGUGGUAAGAGUGAAGCUUGUUAUGGGUACCCUGGCUGGUGAACUGGUAGCUGAGGUACCCUUCACUCUCAUGAACCCUCCACCUGAUGACUCUCUGGCAGCACCAGUGAGGGAGGGACGGCAAGAGAACCUAGAGGAGAGAGCGAGGCUGGUGAUUGAGGAGUGUCAGAGAACCUCCAUUUCAGACAUGCUGAGGGGAGGCCAGGAGUCACAAGAGUCUGUGGAUAACACUCUUCCAGACACCACUGAUGGCUACCAGAUUUUCUCAACUGAAGAACCACGACAACCAACACGCAACGGUGAUAUGAAGUAGAACAUCCAAGAGCUCAACAGUGGCUCUAACAGCCCUGCCAUAUUUAAUAAUAAUAACAAUAAUAAUAAUAAUAUCUUUAUUUCUAUAAGUACAUGUACAAGGUAUACAGACCAUAGCUGACAUCAAUGACAAACUACUAUGGAAAUAAAUGGUAUCAAAUACCGACACAGUGGAAAUAUAAACACAUAUGCAGUAUAAUGUGAUCCUU